AAUGUUUCCUCUUGUUAUCGGUCUUUAUUCAAUAUGGCGAAAUAAAGCAUUUGUAAAUAAAACUAUCUUUUAAACCAUGGAAGAUAAAAAACUAAUAGAAAUAUAUGAACAGCAAUUUUCUAAUUGUACGGCAGAAAUAACCAGUAAAAUAACGCAGCUUCAAGCCGUUAGCGGCUAUAACAGACAAAAUGCUAUUUUAGCAAUCGAAAGGUUAAUAGAUGAGUGCAAAGAACUGUUAGAGCAAAUGGAAUUGGAGAUACGCGGUGCAGGGAAGGAUUCACGGGACAUUUAUCAAAGCAGGUUGAAAGCGUAUAAAGCAGAGCUGGACAGACAAGAAAAAGAUUUUAAACAAUCCGUUAUAGUAAUUGGAACUGAGGCGACAAACAGAGAUGAGUUGUUCUUUAAUGGAAGUGAUGUCUUUGUACCUGAUGAACAAAAACAAAAAUUAUUAGACAACAGCCAUAAGUUGGAACGAACUGGAUCCAAAAUCACAGGAGGAUAUAGGACAGUAUUAGAAACGGAGGAAAUUGGUAAAAACAUUUUAAAUGACCUAGGGUCUCAAAGAGAAACCCUGCAAAGAUCUCGAAAUAGGGUAUACGAGAUUGACGGAAAUUUAGGAAAGAGCUCAAGAAUCCUAUCAAGUGAAAACUGCAGAAUAGUCCAGAACAAAAUUUUACUCGUUAUUGUUGGCAUCAUAAUGAUAGGAUUAAUUUUUUGUGUAUUGUAUCUUACUAUUCGACGAAGAUCCUGA
Molecule: messenger RNA, 751 nt
Organism: Dimorphilus gyrociliatus
Lineage: Eukaryota; Metazoa; Annelida; Polychaeta; Dinophilidae
Source: the annotation of a GenBank genome assembly